Messenger RNA from Drosophila novamexicana, 563 nucleotides. It is a transcript of the gene mRpS18C, whose product is annotated as 28S ribosomal protein S18c, mitochondrial. Bases 45 to 488 code for a protein of 147 amino acids. The transcript has 2 exons. Gene Ontology annotation, molecular function: small ribosomal subunit rRNA binding; structural constituent of ribosome. Gene Ontology annotation, biological process: mitochondrial translation. Gene Ontology annotation, cellular component: mitochondrial small ribosomal subunit; ribosome. NCBI's taxonomy places the organism in Eukaryota, Metazoa, Arthropoda, Insecta, Diptera, Drosophilidae. The record is from RefSeq and is a predicted model, not a curated record.
CUUGCAUGCAGCCCUAGCAGCAGCUCAAACCAAAAAUAUUAAAAAUGUUUAAAUUAACAAGGAUACUUGCUAGAAAUGUCACUGUGGCCAAUUUGACGGGCACUCGAAGCAUGCGCCCACGUUUGUAUGCCAAUGCUGCUGCCUUGAAUGAGGAGGAACAAACGUCGACGGCACCAAACCCGGACGAACCGAUUGACAUAGCAAAUCCCUAUGAAAAGGAUCGUCAGCUGUGCAUAUUGUGCAAGCACAACGUAACACCGCACUACAAGAACGUGAAGCUACUGUCACAGUUCCAGUCACCCUAUACGGGUCGCAUUUACGGCCGCCACAUAACCGGGUUAUGCAAGCGAAAACAGGAGGAUGUCGAGAAGGCCAUAUUACGCGCCCAGCACUGUCUAAUGAUGCCUGGAUACCACAAGGACUUGGACUUCCUGCAUGAUCCCAAGCUAUUCGACCCGGAGAAGCCUGUGCGGCCACAUAAAUAUUAGACACAUGAUUUACAUUUUGUUUGGUUUGCCGUUUCUUUUUGAACGCAGCGAAAUACAUCUUACAAUUAGCAGUAA